AUGGGCGAAGUUGUUGCUUUCUCGCCGCUGGACCCGGAGAUUUGGCGACCUCGCCUGGCGCGGAGAGCGUGUGUCGUGAGGCCGCUGGCCCGCUCCACCCGCAAUCUGGUUCGCAGUCGGCCCAGGCCCCGGCGUGCCUCGUGGGCCAACUCGAAUGUGCCCCGACCGCUACACAACCGCGUCGUGGCUCUCUGGCGCCACUCGGACGCGCACUCCCGCUUAGCAGGCUCUCUCUUUUAG
Protopolystoma xenopodis is the source of this 240-nucleotide messenger RNA. The record is from the annotation of a GenBank genome assembly. NCBI's taxonomy places the organism in Eukaryota, Metazoa, Platyhelminthes, Monogenea, Polystomatidea, Polystomatidae.